Ectocarpus sp. CCAP 1310/34 is the source of this 5708-nucleotide messenger RNA. The record is from the annotation of a GenBank genome assembly. NCBI's taxonomy places the organism in Eukaryota, Phaeophyceae, Ectocarpales, Ectocarpaceae.
UCACACGGUAACAACGCACCCACCACACCAAACAAGAGGUCGUGUAGGGCGGCUCGUAGAGAGAGCGUGACAGGAGAGGCUCUUGGCUGAUUGAUGGUGUUCUCUUGUGAGUUGAGCCAGCCGCUGUUCGAGGUUUGAGCGAGACACGUCAGGACCCGGGCGACCUCAAGGAAAUUGGAGAGCGCCCUGUGCUCCGGUUCGUCGAACGUCCGUUGCUGUUGACAAUCAAUCAACGCUCAACCGCGGAGAUUUGCCUGCAGUACAGGAUCACCGCCGUCACACAUGAAAAGCUUCGUCCGCACCCGGCGAAACCCAAGGCGGCGGUCGCUUCUUCUUUCUGUGCUGGUACUAGCCUCGGCGGGAUGGCCACUGGCAUGGGCGCAAGUAGCGACGACAGCAUGCGGCAGCACCUCGUCGCUCCGUGUAGAAACAGUGACGGAUGCCGGUGUUCUCAGCACUGCCGUCAACUGUACCGACGGCGGGACGGUGGAAGCCGUUUGGGCGGGGGCGGUUACUCUUACCGCUCCCAUAUCCGUCGGGACGGGGACGUUUCUGUCCAUCACCGGAGAGGACGGCUCGGCAGAGGUGCUGGGUGGCGGCCAGACCCAGAUGUUCUACGUCUCAUCGUCGGGAGGGCUGACGCUGACCGAUCUCAGGCUCUCGGGGGGAAGCGCGGCAAGCGGCGGCGCUAUUGAAUCCAGCAUGGCAUCGGUAACGCUCGACACGUGCAUAUUCAGCAGCAAUGUCGCCACCGCCGGGGAUGGAGGGGCCGUACGGGCGGACGGCGGGGACCUGACGAUUAUCGGGGGAGAGUUCUCCGGGAACAGCGCCAGCGGGAACGGUGGCGCCGUUCUCGCCGCCGACGCCGGGCUGGUGAUCCGAAACGGCACCCGGUUCGAGGGCAACACGGGGGUGGAGGGCGGCGGGCUAUACUGCUCAGGAGGGGUAGAGAGCUCCGCCCCCUCUUGCUCUCUCAGCGACGCGACGUUCACGUCCAACGUAGCUACGACCGGCGCUGAGGUCAGCUUUAGCGAUACCAUUGAGACCUGGGCCGACCUCUACGGGGGUGGGGCCGCAGCGUUUUACCUUGCCGCCGUUGAGAUCACGAACUCCUUGUUCGAGUUAAACUACGCCCAGGUGUCCGGAGGCGGGAUCUUCGGAGGCAGCGGAUCGUCCAUGUCGAUAGACGGGUGCACCAUCAACAACAACACCACUCCUGGGUACGGAGGAGGGCUAGUCGCGUCGGCCGCCAUGCUUGGGGGAGGCACGGUCGUGACGAGCAACGUUGCCGACGAGUCCGGCGGCGGGGUGUUUGGGUGGUAUUCCCGCGGAGCGGUGGAGAUGAACGACGUCACGUGCAGCUUGAACGAGGCGGAGGAGAACGGCGGGUGCUUCUACAGCGCGGGCAUCGGCAUUGUCAACGACGGGACGGUGAUGCUGGAUAACUUGGCGGACGCCGGAGGCUGCGUAUACGUGUCCGCGAACGGUACCGUCAACGUCAACGGCGGGGAGUUUAGGGGGUGCAGAUCGACUUCAAACGGCGGUUUCAUGUACGUCUCGGACGGUGGGACCGCGACCAUCACGGGAGGCUUGGUGGCAAACAACGUGGCCGAACGGAGAGCUGGCGUGGUGUAUAGCUCGGGGGAUAGCAACGGAUUUGGAGGAGCCAGCGUAACGAUCGAGGGAGGUACGUUCAGCGACAACGAGGCGCAGGAGCUUGGCGGGGUGAUCGUGGCCUGGGGGGACACCAACGUGGUGACCGUGACAGGCGGGUCUUUCGUCAACAACACCGCCAAGUUCUACGGUGGCUUCAUCUUUCUGGAAGAAGAGGCUAGUCUUUCUUGCGAAGGAGCCACGAUCAGGGACCACUAUGCCGGCGACCAGGGCGGAGGUAUCUACGGCCGAGAUGCAACUUGGGUAAACUCCAGCUGCGACUUGAUCGGCAACGCAGCGCCGCAGGGGGCGGCGGUGUAUCUGACGCACACCGUCAUGGCCGCCAACUUCACGAACCACGAAGUUACCGACAACGUGGCGUCGGGGGGCAGCGUACUCUACGCCACCGAGACCGCCGUCUUCGCAACGGGGUUAAACUUCCAGUCCGGGGUGGGCCUGCAGGAGGACUCUUCGAACCGCGCGAUACAGCUGGAGGGCGAGACGACCCUGGUCGCGGACGGGUGCGUCUUCGGCGGCUGGAUGGGCGACACGGUGAUCCGCAACUCGAACACCGCGCCGGGGUCCCUCACGCUGGACAGCUGCGACUUCAGCGAGAGCGCGGCCGUCAUGGUGGUUGGGUCCCCUCACUCGGACGCCCUCAUCCGCAACGCCGUCGUCGACCACCUCACCAUCGAGAACGCCGCCCUGGUGAACGACUCCCUCGUGCUGGUCGACAACGCCUUCGACUGCAGGACCUCGGGCAUCUGCGCGGCCGGGGAGUGCGUCGACAGCGUGCUCGGCGUGCUCUGUGAGUGUCUCUCGGAGGACUACUGCCUCAAUGAUGGGGGCGCGCUGUCCAUCAGCCUGCUCGUGCAUCCGCUGAACGUCACGUACAGCCCGGACCCUGUGUACUUCGAGCUCCUUGUGUCGGCGUCGGCGGAUGGGGUCACGCCCACCAUCUGGAACCUUUCCUACGAGGCGGAUGACCUUGGGCUGCAGGUCCUGCCGUCUAGCGGUAUCCUUCCUCCGGGGGAAAACGUAACCGUCGCCAUUACCGGUAACCCCCUGCAGGACGACGUCGGGGGCGUGCUGGUCACCCGUUUCGUCGUCACCUCUGCGGGGAGCGGCACUGCGGAAUCAUCGUCAUCGACGGGGGUGGAGUUGGAGGUGAAGUCGGAGUUCUACCUGUGUCAGGCCUUCGAAUACGCCAUGCCGGUGGACGGGGACGAUGACGACAACGACCCGGUAUGCCUGCAGUGCGCGAACUUCGACGGUGCGGAGGGGCUGGACUGCGAGUCCCCGGGGGCGACGCUGGCCUCGCUCCCCGUCCGGGAGGGCUACUGGCGGUCGAGCCAGGAGUCUCUGGUGGUCCACGGGUGCCUCAACUCCGACGCUUGCGCCGGUGGCACGCAGAUCUCGAGCUCGGACGACUACUGCAAGGAUUGCUACGAGGGGCCAUACUGCGCCGUCUGCGCGGAAGGUUGCUGCGAAGGCUCCUCCCACACCUGCUACCGGUGCUCGGGGAUAAAGUCUCGGCUGCUCAUGUUCGCGGGCAUCGUCUUCGGGGUGACCAUCGUGCUGUUCCUGGGGUUGGCGAUCGUGUUCCUCAUCGGGGGUCUGGACGCCGUCAACAGCAUGCGCUUGAGCAUGUCGAGGAAGCUCUCCGUCUCCGGGAAGAUCCGCGGCAGCAUCUCCCGCUCCUACCACGAGGGGAGCAGCACCAGCAAGAAGCCGUCCGGGCGGAGCAACUUCGGGGAGGACGAUGACGACGACAACGACGGUCGUGGUCGUUCCGCUGCCGUGGGCGACGCCGCCGUUGAUGAGGAGAAAACACGCACCGCCGCAGUUAUCGGGCUCGGGCCGGGAGACUACUCGCCGGAGCGGCCACUAUCGACGGCGGCGACGGCGGCCGCCGUCGACAGAGCGCGGAUUCUCGAGGUCGGCGCGCGGAUGUCGGACGCCGGAGGCGAGAGCUCGCGGACGGGGUGCUGCGGGCUCGGCGGGAGGAUCAAGCGCUGGGUGUCGCUGCUGCCGAUGGACAAGCUCAAGAUCCUGGUGGUUGUGUGGCAGAUCCUGACGGUUUUCCCCAGCAUCACGGGGGUGCAAUUCCCGCCUUCUUACUCGCGGUUCCUCUCGUGGGUCGACGUCGUGAACCUGGAUGUGGGACAAGUGUUCACGGCAUCUUGUUUGCUCCCCUCGGUUAGCUUCUACCAGAGGCUGCUGCUGACGACGCUGACACCGAUCGGACUGGGGUGUGUGCUGGUGCUGACGCACUGGAUGGCCAAGCAGAGGGCGGGGAUCGGGUCCGCCAGCGUUCUUGCGAGGAGGGCGGCGUGGUCGAGGCACAUGGCGGCCGGGUUGCUUCUCACAUUCUUGGUGUUCACAUCGACCUCCACGAUGGCGUUCAAGACCUUCCCCUGCGACGAUGAAGCCGUAGAAGGAGAGAGCUACCUCAGGGCGGACUACAGCCUAUCGUGCAAGACGGACAAGCACAUGUACUUCAGAAUCUACGCUGGGAUUAUGAUUUUGGUUUACCCUAUCGGCAUCCCCCUCCUGUACGCCUUCAUUCUCUGGAUAAAUCGAGAGUCCCUCAAUCCGAGGGUAAGAAGCGAAGCAACCCCGCAGCCGACAGGAGGGGUUGAGAUGGACGUUGCCCUCGUGCCGGCGAACUACGGAGACGACCUGGAGGAGAGGCUGGAGCAGCGAAGGAAUAACCCGGACCUAGUGCCGUCCAUGUUCCUGUGGAAAGACUUCGGUCCCGACAUGUACUACUACGAGGUGAUCGAGUGCGGCCGGAGGAUCCUCCUUACGGGCGUGCUGAUUUUUUUCGCGGCCGGAACUGCCGCCCAGGCGGCCAUGGCCUGCAUCUUCGCCUUUGUUAGCCUGCUGGGCUUCGAGCUGCUAAGACCCCACCUCGACCCCGCGGACGCGUGGCUCUACCGCCUGGGCUGCGUGAUCAUCUUCCUGAGCAACUUCUUAGCGCUUUUGAUCAAGGUCGACGCCGCCGGGGAGGGCAACCGCGCCGCCCUCGGGGGCAUCCUGAUCGCCGUCAACGUCUUCCUCAUCCUGGCGGUGCUGUCCACCUCCUGGUUCGCCACGCAGCAGAUGGUAGACGACAACCGCAACGAGGAGAACUCCCUCGCCCUUGCGAAGACCAUGCUGACGUUCGAGCAGCGCGUGGCUGACGACGCAAAGGUAGUCCGCGGGAAGAAGCAGACUCCGGAGUCGCCGCAGUCUAGCGUCGGGGCGGUUUCGGGACGCGGCUCCUGCCGGUCUGUCGGACCGAGACCGUCUGCGGAGAACCAGCAGCAACGCGGCGUGCUGAGCUCCUUGCGCAGGGGGAGCGUGAGCGCCGCCACCGUGAACGCGCUGUGGGAGGCGGGGAAGACCGAGGGCUCUUCGAAAGGACAGGAGAGGCCCGUUUAGAGCCGACUUCCUGACCCUUGACAUGAAGUUGCACGUUUUGGGUCGUUUUACAUGAAUCAAUUUGGCUUCUGGGUUGUUUCGUGGAUAGAUUGUUUAUAUGAUCUUCUGCUACUCUUGAUAUUGUUAGUAGUUUGCACGGUGUUCGUAGGAAACGCUGCUUGGGAGAGCGCAAGGCGCAGACGGCAUCGAGCCGGCAGCACAAGGGGUUUCGGGGAGUUUUCAGCCCACCCAUCUAGAUUAUACGGAGUGGUUUGUGUCUUUCCUCGGCCCUCUGCCUGAUGUUUGUGUGGACCGUAUUGACUACUUGUCAGGCUUCGCGUGGCGCUGGUCCUCGUGCAUUAAUGAGUCGCUAACGACGUGCUUUGUAUUUUGGUGCAGUCUAUCUUAUCGGCGUUGUCCCUAAUGUAGGAGAUGCCGCGCCAUGAUGAUAUCUGGGGCUGACUGCACGGCAGCUAGUCCAGAGAAAUUCGGUGUCUCGUGUCAAAAAGUUGUGAAUGGCCACCGCCAUGUUUCACGUUUGGUGUGUGUGUGUAUGUGUUUUUUUAUUAUUAGCAUCGACAGCGCUAACCGGCUGACCAAUGACAAGACGUCAGUCUUAGUGCGUGUGUGUGUGUGGAAAUUUGAUGUGU